Molecule: messenger RNA, 7041 nt
Organism: Prunus dulcis (almond)
Lineage: Eukaryota; Viridiplantae; Streptophyta; Magnoliopsida; Rosales; Rosaceae
Product: protein virilizer homolog
Exons: 28
Coding region: 235-6780 (2181 amino acids)
Cellular component (GO): RNA N6-methyladenosine methyltransferase complex
Molecular function (GO): RNA binding
Source: RefSeq, a predicted model, not a curated record
UUCUGUUUGAUUCAUUUUCUUUUUGGUCAGGCCUAUUUUCUCUCUCUCUGUCAGCUUGGUGACACUGUGACAAGCCUGAAAAACCCCCCUUCUUUGCAAAGAAAGAAACUUGAAAAACCCCUUGAAGCGUUUACCUUAGUUCCAGAGAACCUCCUAAACCCUAGAAUUCAAAUCGACGAGACCGAAGUCCAUGUUUUCUUGGCGACGUCGAUUUUAGCACCAGAAAUUCACAGAAUGGGCCGGCCCGAGCCUUGUGUAUUGUUCGCCCAAACCUUCGUUCACCCCCAUCUCGACGAAUACGUCGACGAGGUAUUGUUUGCUGAGCCCAUCGUCAUCACUGCUUGCGAGUUUCUUGAACAGAACGUGUCGUUUGCUUCUCAAGCAGUAACACUUCUUGGGGCGACUUCACCUCCUUCAUUUGCUUUGGAGGUAUUUGUUCAAUGUGAGGGGGAGACAAAGUUCAGGCGCCUCUGUCAGCCUUUCCUCUAUUCUCCUUCUUCAUCAAAUGUGCUAGAAGUAGAGGCUGUUGUAACUAAUCAUCUGGUUGUAAGGGGCAGCUACCGCAGUCUGAGUUUAGUAAUAUAUGGAAACACAGCAGAAGAUCUGGGGCAAUUCAACAUUGAAUUUGAUGAUAGCUCUAUAACUAAUCUUGUUAGCUCGGCUGUGGGAAAGCUUGAAGACCUCCCUCUGGCUUUACAUUCAACUAAUCUGACAAUUGAGGAUUCCAUAUCAGCUUUGAGUACUCUAUGUCUACCUGUUGUGGCAUCAGAUAUAUCUGUUGAAGCUAAUCAAUUAUUACAACUGAUGUUGAAGGUUUGUGAGUUGCCCAAUCUAGGGGAUGCAUUGCAUAACAUUGUCAGCACUGUAGUAUCAGCUGCCACUUCUUAUGUUACCUGCUCUUGGGGAAGAUCCAGUGAUUGUGAAGAGUUGAACAAUGUUCUUAGUGAGGCAAGAACAGAGCUUAUUGAGCUCUAUAAAGUGUAUAAACAAGAAUUGAGGAAUGCAUUAGGUGAAUCAUUGGCAGACAGUGGACUUUUUGAGUCUGAGGCUGAUUUAGUAAAUUCCAAACAGUUGGUGGAUGUGUUAAGUCAGUACUUUUGUUUUAAUAGGGACUUUGUAAGUGAUGGACAUCACCAACUUCCACAGAAUACAAAUGUCAUGCUGGGGUUGAGUGUAGCUCUUCUUUUGUGCUCUGGAAGAGAGAGCUGCUUUCACUUUGUGAGUGGUGGGGGAAUGGAGCAGCUUGUACAUGUUUUUUGUCGUGAUGAGCAGAUUUCUACCGCUACUACAUUGCUGCUACUUGGAGUUGUUGAGAAGGCUACUCAACAUUCUUUCGGGUGUGAAGGAUUUCUAGGUUGGUGGCCACGUGAAGAUGAAAACAAGCUAUCUGGUGUCAGUGAUGGUUAUAGUAAAUUGUUGAAUCUGUUAUUGCAAAAACAGCGUCAUGAUGUUGCUUCUUGUGCAACUUAUGUCCUUCAUCGCUUAAGAUUUUAUGAGGUUGCUUCAAGAUUCGAGUGUGCAGUUUUGUCGGUAUUGGGAGGUCUCUCUACUGUUGGUAGGGUCACAAGUGAUACUUUGGACAUGCUUAUCUGUGCAAAGUCACAACUUAAAAAGCUGUUGAAAUUGAUAAAUUCACGUGGUCCAAUUGAAGAUCCUUCUCCAGUUGCCCGUGCAACCAAAUCAUUGAUUCUUGGUCAAACAGAAGGUGUGCUGUCAUAUAAAGCAUCCAAUAACCUGAUUACUGCAUCAAAUUGUUGUUUCUCAAAUUGGGAUAUCGACUUGCAUUUGCUGGAUCUUCUCAAGGAGAGGGGAUUUCUACCUCUAUCAGUUGCAAUAUUGUCAUCAUCCAUAUUGCGUUCAGAAGUGGGACGUGCUAUGGACGUAUUUGUGGAUAUUGCAUCAUCAAUUGGGGCCAUACUACUUUCCCUUCUUUUUUGUCGCUCAGGCCUAAUUUUCCUCCUACAUCACCCUGAACUUUCUGCAACAAUAAUACAUGCCCUAAGGGGUGCUAAUAAUGUGAAUAAGGAUGCGUGUCUUCCUCUUCGAUAUGCUUCUGUUUCAAUAUCCAAAGGAUUCUUUUGUGCACCACAGGAAGUUGGAAUGAUUGUUGGGACCCAUUUGAGGGUGGUUAAUGCCAUAGACCGUUUGCUUACUGCAUCCCCAAACUCAGAAGAAUUUUUAUGGGUGUUGUGGGAACUAUGUGCUCUUGCAAGGUCUGACUGUGGACGACAGGCACUAUUGGCUUUGGGAUAUUUUCCAGAGGCUGUUAAAAUUUUGAUUGAAGCAUUACAUUCUGCCAAGGAACAAGAGCCAGUUGCUAAAAAUAGUGGAGCCUCACCGCUAAAUAUUGCAAUAUUUCACUCAGCUGCUGAGAUUUUUGAAGUUAUUGUUUCUGAUUCAACUGCAUCUUCUCUUGGAUCUUGGAUUGGACAUGUUAUGGAGCUCCAUAGGGCUUUACAUUCCUCUUCUCCAGGGUCAAAUAGGAAAGAUGCCCCCACACGGCUGUUGGAAUGGAUAGAUGCUGGUGUAAUAUAUCACAAAAAUGGGGCUACAGGUCUUAUACGGUAUGCUGCUGUAUUAGCUUCCGGAGGAGACGCCCACUUGACUUCAACCAUCCCACUAGUGUCAGAUUUGGCAGAUGUAGAGAAUGUUAUUGGAGAUUCUUCCGGUGGUUCUGAUGCUAAUGUUAUGGAAAAUCUUGGAAAGUUUAUUUCUGACAAGAGUUUUGAUGGUGUGAUUCUUCGUGACUCUUCAGUAGCACAGUUGACAACAGCAUUUCGCAUUUUAGCAUUCAUUUCAGAGAACUCAACUGUUGCUGCUACUCUAUAUGAUGAAGGUGUUAUAGCAAUAAUCUAUGCAGUUCUGGUCAAUUGUAGGUUCAUGCUUGAGAGGUCCUCGAACAGCUAUGAUUACCUUGUUGAUGAGGGCACGGAAUGCAAUUCUACAUCAGAUUUACUGUCGGAACGAAAUCGUGAGCAAAGUUUAGUUGAUCUUGUGGUUCCUACACUUGUGUUGUUGAUCAAUUUAUUGCAGAAAUUGAAGGAAGUACAAGAGCAGCACAGAAAUACCAAAUUAUUGAAUGUCCUUCUACGAUUGCACCGAGAAGUAAGUCCGAAAUUAGCUGCAUGUGCAGCAGACUUAUCUUCUCCUUAUCCUGAUUCUGCGCUCGGUUUUGGAGCUAUCUGUCAUCUUCUUGUGUCCGCGCUUGCUUGUUGGCCAGUCUAUGGCUGGACUCCUGGCCUUUUCGACUCCCUCCUUGCUAAUGUUCAAGUUACUUCCUUGCUGGCCUUGGGUCCAAAGGAAACAUGCAGUUUGCUUUGUCUUCUGAAUGAUUUAUUUCCGGAAGAAGGGGUAUGGAUUUGGAAAAAUGGGAUGCCCUUGUUGAGUGCCCUUAGAAAGUUGUCCGUUGGGACUGUUUUGGGUCCUCAGAAGGAGAGAGAGGUCAAUUGGUAUUUGCAUCCUGUGCACCUGGAGAAGCUUCUUAGCCAGUUGAUGCCGCAUCUUGACAAAGUUGCCCAGAUUAUCCAACAUUAUGCUAUCUCUGCACUGGUGGUCAUUCAAGACAUGCUUCGAGUCUUUAUUAUUCGUAUUGCUUGCCAAAAAGCUGAAAGUUGUUCAAUACUUCUGCGGCCCAUAUUCUCAUGGAUUCUUGAUCAUGCUUAUGACUUUUCUUCUCCAUCAGAUGUGGAUGCUUAUAAGGUUUAUAGAUAUCUUGAUUUCCUUGCUAGCUUAUUGGAGCAUCCACGUGCCAAGGCACUAUUGUUAAAGGAGGGUGUGAUUCAGAUGCUAACUAGAGUGCUGGAUAGGUGUUUAGCUGCCACGGAUACGGAUAGAGUAGAGAUUCUAGAUGGUAGAAGUUCAGCUAAAUUUGAAUUCGGUUUGCUUAAUUGGUCCCUCCCUGUGUUCAAGUCCUUCUCACUGAUUUUUACUUCUCAAGCAUCUCUACACCAUGCUGGGGAAAAUGAUCUGCACAAAUUUGAAAAUUUGAGUACUGAAGAUUGCACAAUCAUUUUAAAAUAUCUCCUCAGAUUUUUUCAGGUUCUACCGGUUGGAAAAGAAUUACUUGCGUGUCUUACUGCUUUUAAAGAAUUGGGUUAUUGUAGUGAAGGUCGAAGAGCUUUAGCAGCCACUUUUGAUUGUGUCUCCUCUGUUGUUGAUGAUCGUGAAAAGGAUGGCAAUGGCAAUUAUAGUCUUCCUAAUGAAUAUGAAUGGAGAAAGAGUCCCCCAUUGUUAUGUUGCUGCAAAAACUUGUUAAGAUCAGUUGACUCAAAAGAUGGUUUGUCAAGUUAUACAAUCGAGGCUGUCAAUGCAUUGUCUAUGGGAUCUUUCAGCUUCUGCCUUGAUGGGGAAAGAUUGAAUCCAGAUAGGGUUGUUGCGGUGAAAUUCCUGUUUGGCAUUCCUGAUGACAUAGGUGAAGAAGAUAGUGUUCCUCAUGAAAACUUAAGCUACAUUCGUGAAUUGACCUCUAUGCUGAAGACCAUAGCCGCUGACCAUGUAGCUGACUCUGAUACUCAAACCCCUCUAUAUCAGGUUUUAGAAUCUGUGAAAUCAUUAAUACUGCUGUUGCAAAAACCUAGUUCUUCAUUGAAGCUGGAUGAUGUAUUUUCUAGUGAUUUUGUUCCUCUGCCACUAAAUAUUAUAGUUUCUUCAAAGAUCCAUAUAAUGUCAGAUGGUGGUGCUGAAAUGGCUGACGAUUAUCUUUACCAAGGAGCACUAGGAGACAAAUUUCAGUGGGAGUGUCCUGAAACAUUACCAGAUAGAUUGGCACAAUCAAAUCUUUCUGUUAAGAGGAAAAUGCCAUCACUUGAUGGCCCAAAUAGGCGUGCUAGAGGAGAAAAUUCCCCGGCUGAGACCCCAAAUCAAAAUGUGUUUUCACGAGGAUUGGGUUCAACUACUGCCUCGUCUGGCCCUACUCGUAGGGAUACCUUUAGGCAGCGCAAACCAAAUACCAGCAGACCUCCUUCCAUGCAUGUUGAUGACUAUGUUGCGAGAGAAAGAAAUGAUGGUGUUUCUAACUCUAAUGUAAUAGCAGUACAGCGAGUGGGAUCUACUGGUGGGAGACCUCCGUCAAUUCAUGUGGAUGAAUUUAUGGCCAGGCAAAGGGAACGCCAGAAUCCAGUGUCACCUGUAGUUGGGGAUGCAGCAGUACAGGUGAAGAGUGCGACUCCUGUGAACAAUACAGCUACGGAGAAGUUCAACAGACCUAAACAAUUGAAAGCGGAUCUUGAUGAUGAUCUUCAUGGAAUUGACAUAGUAUUUGACGGUGAGGAGUCUGAACCUGAUGACAAAUUGCCCUUUCCUCAGCCGGAUGAUAAUCUGCAGCAGCCUGCUCCUGUCGUUGUUGAGCAAAGUUCUCCCCACUCUAUUGUUGCAGAGACAGAGAGUGAUAUUCAUGACUUGGCCACGCCCUCAGCAUCUAAUAUGGAUGAGAACACACAAAGUGAAUUUUCUUCCAGGAUGUCAGUUUCACGCCCUGAAAUUCCAUUGACUCGAGAACCUAGUGUUACUUCAGAUAAAAAGUACUAUGAGCAUUCUGAUGACCCAAAGAAUGCUACACUACUCAGGACUUCUAGUGGUUUUGAUUCUGCAACAGCAGCAAAUAGUCCCAGAUUCCCUGUUUUUGCUUAUAAUAAUUCUUCAGCAUCUUCGGUACAAUUACCAGUUGAUUCUAGGAUGACUCCACAAAAUUUCUUUCCAAAGAAUAGUCCACAACAUGCUGGUAAUGCGCCUGUAGCUUCUGGAUCUCCAGGAUUUUAUGACCAGAGAUUUCUUCCAAAUCAACCUCCUUUACCUCCCAUGCCUCCUCCUUCAACAGCUGUGAUAUCUCAGACAUCUGAGUCAGUUCCAAGUCAAUCAUCCCUUUUUGUGAACUCUCUGACUGAUGUACAGCAGCAGCUUCCAACAGCCUUCCAGAUUCGUUCAGAUUAUCUUUCUGCAUUCAAUAAUGGUUCUACAUCUUCAAGAAAUUCUGUCUCUUCUCCCAAUGGGGCCGCCAGGCCACCACCCCCACUUCCUCCUACACCACCCCCUUUUUCUUCUAGUCCAUAUAAUUUAACGUCCAAUAGAACUAUUUCGCAGUCUUCAGUAUAUAACCAGACAAGUGUGGGAGCAAAUGAACUUCCUCAGAGCUCUACUGCACCCUCAAAUGAUGCUCGGUUAGGUGGUCUUUCUGCUUCAGGGGCCAGAGUAAAUACCUAUUCGCCACCUUCCUUAGUGCCACACAUGGUUUUCAGGCCAGGUUCUAAUUCUAUGAGUCUUUAUGGAAGCUUACCAACUCAGCUGCAAGGCGACAACGCAAGUAUUUUGCAGAAUCUAUCUAUUCCUCAGGCAAUUCAUUCCCUUGCUCAGUUGCAGCCACUGCAACCCCCACAGCUUCCACGCCCUCCGCAACCACCCCAACAUCUUAGGCCACCUUUACAAGCUUCACAACAGUUGGAACAAGGUGUAUCUUUGCAGAGCCAAGUUCAAAUGCAUCAUCCACUGCAGAUUCUGCAACAGCCACAGGUUUCACCUAUGCAUGCCUACUAUCAAUCCCAACAACAAGAGUUUGUUCAUGUACAGCAGCAACAGCAAGUUGACCAUUCUCAACUGCAAGCAAUGCAUCAAUCAGGGGAUGCUUCAUCCCAACAGCAACAAGAUCCGGGAAUGUCCUUACAUGAAUACUUCAAGUCUCCAGAAGCUAUUCAGUCUUUAUUGAGUGACCGAGAUAAACUUUGUCAGCUUUUGGAGCAGCAUCCAAAGUUAAUGCAGAUGCUUCAGGAGAAGUUGGGCCAGCUAUAACGGAAUGACUUGGACCUAUAAAUUGAUGAUCGAAGUCUUGCAUCCCCAAUGCAUAUGUUUGCAGGAGUUAAACCUUUGAUCAAUCAUUUAAUUUGUUUGUCCCCUGAAAUUUUGUAUUGAUAAUGUACUCUAAAAUGUGUAUAUUAAUAUUCUUUCCAUCUUUUUAGUGUAAUAUUGAAUUGUAAAAAAAAGUGUUAAUAUUGCUUUCUGUUAAUGUAAUUUCUGGCCGCGCUAAUUAGCUGCAAAUGUGUUUGAUCUGUA